AUGGCUCCGAAGAAGAAGCACUCUGAAGGAAUCGCUUUAUUGUCCGUUUACAGUGAUGAAGACGACGAAGAUAUGGAAGAUGCCGAGGAAGAAGAAGAAGAAGAGCAGAGAAAUCAUGAAGAAAGUGAACGAAUUGAAGAGGAUGAUAAGCUAGAAGAAGCGAAUUUCAUGGAUGAAGAAAGAGGAAGAGGAGAAGAUUCUAAGGUCCUUGAUGGUGGUGGAGCUUCUAGCGCUCAUGCUACGCCUCGGUCACUCGAUAACGACGAAUCAUCGAGACCUGAUUGGGGAAAUCGAAUGAUAGCUGAAUCUGAGAUUACGGAUGGUGAGAGAGCUGAUGAUGCGUCAGGGGAAUGUAGUGAUACGUUAUUGGAUCAGUUUCUACCACCAAGACCUAGAGAAAAGUGUUCAGAGGAGUUGCAAAGGAAGAUAGAUAAGUUUCUGAGCUUGAAAAAGAUGGGGAAGAGUUUCAAUGCAGAAGUGAGGAAUAGAAAAGAAUAUAGGAAUCCAGACUUUUUGUUGCAUGCUGUGAGUUAUCAGGAUAUUGAUCAGACUGGUUCUUGCUUUAGUAAAGAUGUAUUUGACCCCAAUGGAUAUGACCCAAGUGACUUCUGUGAUGCACUAGAAGUUGACAUGAAGCAUGAGAGGGAAAGGAAGGAACAAGAAAGCAAGAAGAACCAAAAGCUUGACUUUGUUUCUGCUGGUGCUCAACCUGCGACGGUUUUUGCUGCUCCAAAGCCUAACAUCCCCAUCCCAGGUAUUCCAGCUUUAGCUACUAGUGGAUUGCCCGCCAUACCAACCGAAAUCGCUGCUCGUGAUGGUAGACCGAACAAGAAAUCCAAAUGGGAUAAGGUUGAUGGGGACGUGAAGAAUCCACCUUUAGCAGCUGGGGCUCAUGAUUCCCUAUCCUCAAUCCGGUCUAAUGCAGCUCUUGUAUCUGCUGCAAGUGCUGGUUCUGGGUACUCAGCUUUCGCGCAACGGAGGCGAGAGGUGGAAGGAAGAAGUUCUGCAGAGAGGAAACUGGAGAGAAGAAGCUGA
This is a messenger RNA of Arabis nemorensis, 1035 nucleotides long. Lineage: Eukaryota; Viridiplantae; Streptophyta; Magnoliopsida; Brassicales; Brassicaceae. The record is from the annotation of a GenBank genome assembly.